AUGUCGACGCAGACCGAGCUCCAACACCUCACCCCGGAGACAAAGAUCCCGACCCCCGCCAAGACGCCGGCGACAUCGCCGCCCCGGGACCCGUACUCGGCCGCCGAGUCCGGUAGUGGCAACGACAACGACAACGACAACGACACCGGCAAUGACCCCCACCGCGCGAGCCACGAGUUCUCCUCCCUCCCGCCCGUCGACGGCGGCAGGCGGGCCUGGCUCUUCCUCGCCGCCUGCUUCGCCGUCGAGAUGCUCGUCUGGGGGUUUCCCUUUGCCUUUGGCGUCUUCCAGAGCCACUACUCGACGAACCCGCCGUUCGCCGGCCAGCCCAACAUCGCCGUCAUCGGGACCUGUUCCAUGGUAUGUAUGUCCUUGGGUUCUGUGGGACCCCUUGACGAGAUGCGUUAUACUGACAACGAGACAACCCCCCUCACCCAGGGGAUCAUGUACCUCUCCGGCCCCGUCGUCAUCGGCCUCCUCCGCAUGUUCCCCCGCGAGUCCCGCCACGCGCCCAUCCUCGGCCUGAUCGUCAUGUGCGUCGCCCUCGCCGCUUCCUCCUUCUCCCGCACCGUCACCCACCUCAUCGUCACCCAGGGCGUCCUCUACGCCGUCGGCGGCGCCAUCGCCUACUGCCCCUGCAUCCUCUACAUCGACCAGUGGUUCGUCCGCCGCAAGGGGUUCGCCUACGGCGUCAUGUGGUCCGGCACCGGCCUCGCCGGCGUCGUCCUGCCGCUCAUGAUGGAGCACCUCCUCGGCCGCAUGGGCUUCCGCACCACCCUCCGCCUGUGGUCCGGCCUGCUCUUCGCCCUCACGGCGCCGCUGGCCUUCUUCAUCAAGCCGAGGCUGCCCGCGUCGUCGACGACGCACGCGACGCCGGCGACGCACGCGCGCCCCUUCAGCAACCUGCGCUUCGCCCUGAGCCGCCCCUUCGCCCUGCACCAGGCCGCCAACGUCGUCGAGGCGCUGGGCUUCUUCCUGCCGGGCAUCUACCUCCCCUCGUACGCGCAGUCCGCCCUCGGUGCCUCGGCCUACGCCUCGGCCCUGACGAUCCUCCUCGUCAACGUCGCCUCCGUCGUCGGCUGCGUCGCCAUGGGGUCCCUCGUCGACCGCGUCUCGGCUCCGUCGUGCCUGAUGCUCGCCAGCGCGGGCGCGACCCUCGGCACGUUCCUCGCGUGGGGGUUCUCGUCGACCCUCGGCGUGCUGUACGCCUUCUGCGUCGUGUACGGGCUGUUCGCCGGCGCGUACACGUCGGCGUGGCCGGGCAUCAUGAAGGUCGUCGUCGAGCACGAGCGCGCGAGGGAGCGCGGCGUCGACCCGAGCAUGGUGUUUGGCAUGUUGGCCGCGGGGCGGGGGAUCGGGAACGUCAUCUCGGGCCCGCUCAGCGAGGCGCUGAUCAAGGGUGCCCCGUGGAAGGGGGAGGCCGGGUUCGGGUACGGCAGCGGCUACGGGACGUUGAUCGUCUUCACGGGCGUCACCGCGCUCGCGGGGGGAGCCAGCUUCGUGUGGAAGAGGCUCGGGUGGAUGUGA
Messenger RNA from Colletotrichum higginsianum IMI 349063, 1527 nucleotides. Its product is annotated as Major facilitator superfamily transporter. The transcript has a single exon. Gene Ontology annotation, molecular function: transmembrane transporter activity. Bases 1 to 1527 code for a protein of 508 amino acids. NCBI's taxonomy places the organism in Eukaryota, Fungi, Ascomycota, Sordariomycetes, Glomerellales, Glomerellaceae. Gene Ontology annotation, cellular component: fungal-type vacuole membrane. The record is from RefSeq and is a predicted model, not a curated record. Gene Ontology annotation, biological process: transmembrane transport.